Mesorhabditis belari is the source of this 2847-nucleotide messenger RNA. The record is from the annotation of a GenBank genome assembly. NCBI's taxonomy places the organism in Eukaryota, Metazoa, Nematoda, Chromadorea, Rhabditida, Rhabditidae.
AUGCGUGAAGAGGCGAGUGUGCCUUUGGUGGAAAAAGCGGGUGUUGGGGAUGAUCGAACGGGAAAUGCAUCCACAUCAGAAGUGCCUCAAAAAGAACAAAAUCACAAGCAACCACGACAAUCGCAGCCACACAUUGCACACCACAAAUUCGGGCUUCGGCUGAGCACGGAGAAGAUGCGAGCACCCAGCCACAAAACGUCCCUCCUAUUAGCAUUUUGUCGUCAGCUCUCACUUUCUUCAAUAUUCCGGCUUAUUGGCGAAGCGAUCGGCACGUAUCCGCUCGCUUUCCUCAUCUCGGCGCUCAUCCUUUGCUCAACUUCAGUGGGAAUGGUUCAAUUGCAUCUACGGGACAACGUGCGAGAUGGUUUCACUCCGUACACCUCGUCGGCAAAAUUCGAAGCUGAGACGUACAAGCAGUUCUUGAACGCUAAAGGCGAUCCAAUGACCACUUCGGUACUAAUGGUGGCCAAGGAUGGAGGAUCAAUGCAUCGAGUCGAUCACUUGUUAGAGGUCCGAGAAACGAUCAACUACAUCACCAACAAUUUGACUACCUUUUACGAAGAUCGACCCGUCACAUAUCGAGAUUUCUGCGGCGCUUACUGUGACGCGAAUCUCCCCGUCCUCACGUUCAUCGAAUCUUAUCUCUCCAAGUUAAACAACGACACCAGUUUCCAGGUGGAGAUCGCGUUGACAUAUCCCAUCGCUAAAGUGGUCACUUUUGACAUUCCAAUUCACUUGGAGCGAAAUUUUUUCGGCGUUAAUGUGACAACGGACGAGAAAGCGAUGAAAAUCACGAAUAUUGAGUCAAUAAAGUUAAUCUUGGCAACUUUCUUGGGUGAACUGAAGAAAGAUGGGGAUGAUGGAAGGAUGAGAGCUUGGGAGAUGCAAGUUUACUCGUGGGCAAGACAAAGGAAGAGUCGUUUAAUCGAUGUUUUGGUGAUCGGUGUCGAGAUCGUUGAUGUGGAGAUCAACCGUGAGGCGCAGAGGAUGUCUCCAUAUUUCGCUUACGGUUUCAUCUCGAUGUUUCUCUUUGUUUGCUCGACCGUUUACUUCUCGGCGCUCUAUUUCGAUCGAUUGUCAUGGUACACCGUCAUUGUCGCCUUAUGUUCAACGGUUGUCCCGGUGAUGGCGAUCACCUCAACCCUAGGCGCUUUGUCGAUUUUCGGUUCCCCCAUCAAUCAACUCUUGCUCAUCAUGCCGUUUUUGAUCAUGGGAAUUGGUGUAAACGACUCAUUUUUGACGGUACACGCCUGGUUGCGGCAAUCGAAUCACGAGGAUCUCGCGAUCACAAUGGGACGGGUUUUCGAAGAGGUUGGCCCAUCGAUUACAACAACCACCCUCACUAAUGUGAUCACUUUUUUGAUUGGGGCACUAACACCGACAAGUGAGAUCUCAAUUUUCUGCUUUGGCACAGCGAUCGCCCUUGGAAUGGCGUACAUCUACACGUUGAUCCUCUUCGGCCCAAUCCUCUACUAUGCUUCACCGAAAGAAACAAAGCCAAUCAUUCGAGCGCAAACUGGUUGGAGGCUAAAGCUCCACAACUAUCUCGAGUUGGCCAUCGACUGGUACGCAAAAAUUGUCAGUCAUCGACUCACCGCUUUAUUGCUUUUCGCUGGGAGUUUAGUCUAUUGGUUCUUCGCUAUCAAGGGGACAAUCCAGAUCGAGUCGAAGCUGGAUACUGGAAAAAUUUUGCCCAUUGAGACGCCAAUUCGACGACCAAAUCGCCUCAUGGAAGAGAUUGUCUGGCCUGAGUACUAUCCGUUGACCGUAAUCGUCAACAAUCCGAUCGACAUCCGCUCAAAGGGAAAUUUGGAGAGAAUAUUUGCGAUGCACGAUCAAUUCGAGAAAAUGCCGCAUAAUAGAGGCAAAGAGUUCACUUUGUCUUGGCUUCGUGAGUACCAGGUCUACUAUGAGCAUGACUCGGUUUUCGACUUCGACAUGAGCGAUGAGGAAACCGAAUCGAAGCUCAGCUACUCAAAAUUGAAAGAUUUCCUCAACGAUACUGUGCGGCGACAGUUUCAAUCAUUUUUACGGGUCGACUUUUCGAAACCAAUCCCUGUGCAAAAGUUCUCAUUGGUUUUCGCUUUUGAGAAUAUCAUUUCAUGGGACGCUCGGAUCACGCUCGUGCAACAAUGGAGAAAAAUUCUCGAGUCGUACCCCGAGAUGAACGCGACGAUCUAUGAUGUGAAUGGAUUGUUUGUCGAUCAAAUCAUCUCACUCAAGCCGUUGACAAUGCAGAGCGUUAUCUGGACAUUGAUUUGCAUGGUGGUCGUCUGUGCAUUGUUCAUCCAAAAUCCAGUCUCUGUAGCUUUGGCCUCUUUUGCCAUUGCGAGUAUUUCACUGGGCACUGUUGGCUAUUUAUCCUUUUGGCACUUGGAUCUCGAUCCUGUCUCGUUGGGUGCUAUUUUGAUGAGCAUCGGGAUGUCCGUAGAUUUCACUGCUCACACUACUUAUCACUAUCAACUCCAAAGCCACAUGGUCGAGAAAAACGGGAAAUUCGUCUUAGAGCCAUUGAGAGAUCCUAUUGACAAGUUGAAGCACACGCUUGUUUCUGUCGCUUGGCCAAUGACACAAGCCGGUUUAUCGACUGUCAUUUGUAUUCUGCCGUUGAUACUUUUACAGAACUAUAUUCCGUUGGUGUUCGUCAAGACGAUCUCCCUCGUCGUCAUUUGGGGCCUAUGGCACGGACUGGUGCUGUUGCCGGCUUGUCUAGCUCAGGUUCCCUCUUGGCUACUUGACAUCAACUGUUACCGAAAUCUUUUUCGAAAUGGAUCUCGCGAUGAGAUCGGCGAAAGUGAACGAGAAAUGGACACAAUUGUCGACAGUGUCGCCGUCACUCCUUUAGUC